Triticum aestivum (bread wheat) is the source of this 970-nucleotide messenger RNA. Its product is annotated as RING-H2 finger protein ATL78. Gene Ontology annotation, cellular component: cytoplasm. Gene Ontology annotation, biological process: protein ubiquitination. Gene Ontology annotation, molecular function: ubiquitin protein ligase activity. The record is from RefSeq and is a predicted model, not a curated record. The coding region runs from base 120 to 683 and encodes 187 amino acids. The transcript has a single exon. NCBI's taxonomy places the organism in Eukaryota, Viridiplantae, Streptophyta, Magnoliopsida, Poales, Poaceae.
CCCCUCCUGUUCCAAAUCCGCUGAACAUCUCACGAGAAAAACAGAGAACUCGCCGGCAAAAGGACAGAGGUUCCUCCUCCUCUCCUCCCCUCUCGCUCUCGGCUCCUUCCCUCCCUCCCAUGGACUCGGCGAACGGCGACAACAUGGCGGCCGGCAUCAUGCGGCUGCUCAUGCUGAUGGCGAGGGGGCCCUCGGCCGCCGACGCAAUGCCCGUGGCGGGCGGCGGCCGGGUGGAGGUGCGCCACUUCAUCUUCAGCGGCGACGGCGGCGACCUCUUCUCCGGCGAGGUCGGCGGCAGCGUCCCGCCGGCGUCCAAGGCGGCGAUCGCCUCGCUGAAGGAGGUCCAGGCCGCCGGGGAGGGCGAGGGCGAGGGCUCGCUGGGCGACUGCGCGAUUUGCCUCGACGCGUUCGGGGCCGGCAAGGAGAUGCCGUGCGGGCACCGCUUCCACGGGGAGUGCCUGGAGCGGUGGCUGGGCGUGCACGGGAGCUGCCCCGUCUGCCGCCACGAGCUCCCCAAGGCGGAGCCGGCGGCCGAGGAGCAGCCGAACGGCGACGGCGAGAGGCGCGGGCCCAGGGGCGCGGUGCUGGUCAGCAUCGUGACGCUGCGAGGAGCGGAGAGGCCGCAGCAGGAGGAGGAGCAGAGGGAGGAGCCGGUCAACAUCAGGAUCGAGGACGUGGAUUAGGAGUAGGGUUAGGCUUCCAAUUGGUUCCGAUUGGUUCGGUUCAUGGCGGCGGCUGUUUGCUUUUUCUUCUUCAUCAUCUUCGUUGUACAUACACCAACUACUAGUAGUUGCUGAAGAGGAGAGGAGGAGGAAUUGGGGGUCAAAUUCUGUACAUAAUUCAGAUGCGGGAGAUGCUGUGAUUUCAAACUGUUUUUUUCCUUCCUUCAGACAGAGCACUGUGUUUGUAAUUCUGCUCCGCAGCCAAAUUGCCUGCUUCCAAAUUCCAAAUUCGCAAUGAUCUUGUCAAA